This is a messenger RNA of Epinephelus moara (kelp grouper), 3041 nucleotides long. RefSeq names its product putative beta-lactamase-like 1. Lineage: Eukaryota; Metazoa; Chordata; Actinopteri; Perciformes; Serranidae. The transcript has 7 exons. The record is from RefSeq and is a predicted model, not a curated record. The coding region runs from base 227 to 1900 and encodes 557 amino acids.
GAUUAAGUACAUGGGGGUAAUGGUCUGCAGCCAGUGAAUGCUCAAGAGCAGUAGAGCUGAGUUGAUGCAGUCCUGCUGGCUUCUCUCCUGUGGAUUUUACAGGAAAUUAAAUUGUGGAUUUUUUGCUGUCUGAGGAUGAAGAAUGACACAAAGAUAAUGAGAGAUGUCUGAGAUUUGUUUUUCCUCCUUUGACUACGCCUGCAGCCCAUAACAACCAGUAAGCAAGAUGAAGGUGAAAUGGACCAUGCUGGGCAUGGUCGUCUUCUUCCUGCUCUCUGUGGUCAUGAUCUGCUGCUUUAUAUGGCAGUAUACGAUGCCAAAGCUGAAAACAGAAGUGGUUGUAAAACAAGCAACAGCAGAAGAGAUGUGCCCUCUCUUCCCUGAGCCUGUGCCCCUCAAACAUCCCAUCACAUCUCUGAGGGUAGCCUUAGAAAAGAUAGAUACACUUCUGAGGUCAAGCGUUCACAGCACCAAGCUGCCAGCAAUAUCAGCCAUCGUGGUUUUAAAUGACUCUGUUCUGUGGAAUGGAAACUUUGGCAAGAAGAACAGUAGUGACCCCUCCUCAUCUGCACCAAAUGAGUACACAGUGUACAGAAUUGCAAGCCUCUCUAAAAUCUUUCCCACACUGAUGCUAUACAAGCUGUGGGAGGAUGGCCUGGUGGACUCUCUAGAUGACCCUCUGGAGAAAUAUGCGGACAACUUCACCAUUAAGGACCCGCUGCGGAAAACUGGGGGACCAGCAUCCUCGUCAGCCAGGAACCUUGGCAUCCAGUCUCCUGCACUCACCCUGCGCAGGAUGGCCAGUCAGCUCUCUGGGUUGCCCCGAAGAUUAAGGUCAACUAAUCUCCUUUGGAGUGGAGACACGGAGGCAGCCCUCACUUUGUUAAAGGAUGAUGUCCUUGUGACAGAUCCAGGCACCAAAUGCCACUACAGCAAUGUUGCUUUUUCCUUACUGGCCAACAUCUUGGCUCACAAGGUGACUGGCUCAGACUUUGAGAGUUGGGUGUCAGAAAAUAUCCUGGAGCGGCUCAGCAUGGAGGACACUGGUUUCAACUUAACUCCAGCCAUUCAGAGGCAAAUGGCUGUAGGUGUGUUCAGCAAUGGCCAGCCAGCUCCCCUCUACAACCUUGGCUGGUACCGACCUGCAGGCCAGAUGUAUUCCACAACAGCUGACAUGGCCAAGCUCAUGAUGGCUCUUCUAGGUGCAUACGGUGGGACCCUGCUCCGCCAGGAUACUCUGAACACCAUGGUGACCCCAGUCUUCCGAUGCCACGGUGGCUACUUUGCCAACUUCACUGGCACACCAUGGGAGAUCAACGAGCAUUUGGGCUAUGAUAUGGUGAGGAAGGAUGGUGACCUGGACGGUUAUGCAGCCACCCUGUCUCUGGUGCCACGACUCAAACUGGGAAUGGUAGUGCUCAUGGCCGGUGUUCGGCCUGCUGAACAGGACCUUGUGAGCCAGGCUUACAGCUAUCUCAUCCCUGCAGUGGAGAGGGCUUUCAGAGAUGUUAAACGAACUCUCAGACCGCCACCCAAUCCAGCUCCUUAUGUGGGCUUUUUCACUUACAGGAAUAUGACUUUCUAUGAGAUUAAGGUGGACUUAGACGGGGUGCUGGUCAUGCAGCAGUUUGGACCACAGGUGGACACAACCGUGCCGUCCAAGUACCGAACUAUUCAGCUGGAUUACCUGCAGGACAGGGUGUUCAGGGUGGUGUUUGAGAGCCCAUACCCUUGCAAGCUAAAGGUUAACAGUGCCUCAAUCUCCCUGGAGGCACAGGACAGACAGCUCUUCAACUUUUACCCCUUCAACAAGAAAGGUGUGUCGCCAGGGUUUGAUUCUCCAGGACUCAGCACUUACAGGGUGAUGAGAAUAGCUGGCAGACCAUACUUUACUUCAUAAAGACAAGAAUUCAACUUACAAUAAGUCUGACACUGUAACUGGAGGAUUGUGUCAAGGACAAAUGCAGUGGGGAGUUUGACAUUGUAAAUGCAUGGCAGUUUUCAACUGCUGGUUCAUGUGAGGCUUCCUUGCUGCAGUUAAUAUGAUUAUUAUAAAGUUGGAUUUUAGUAUUAUUUAUUUUCUCUGCUUAUAAUAGCAAUUGUAUCAUUUGGUCUUGUCCAAAUCUCUAUCUAAGCAGUCCUCCCAUAACCAUAAACUGAUGACAGUAGUACUGUACAAAUGUGUCUUAAGACGUGGUUGAUCAAUGGAAAAUGUGGCAGUGCUCCUCUUUAACCUCUAAGUGCCUAAAAUGUGACUUAGAAAGUGGAAAAACACAACUGAUUGAAAUAUCAAGUGGUCAAGUUUCUUAAGACUCAGAUCCACCAGGGAAGCUUGUGGACAUGUUAUGAGCAGUAAAGAAGCAAAGUUACAAGAAAUAUGCUAAAUAAAACUCAUAUGGAAUAACAAGUGUUUAUCAAGUGUUUAUCAAGUACAAAUGUACAGGUAAACAUCAGGACUUCCCAACACGGCAGAUGUAAAAGUCCUUGGAGUUUUUUUUUUUAGGAAUUCUGUGCUCAGACUUCUGUUACUACGCAAAAUUGUUUUACUUGUGCUUUGGGAUAUACCAUAAAGACUGGCAUGGUGAUAUCAUCUAAAUCUAAAGCAAUAUCAUAGCUUCAUAGAAAAAAACUUUAGUAUGUGAGACCUACAUUUAUUGCUCUGGACAAGGGGAAUUGUAAUGUAAGUGGAGGAAGUAACUAAGCACAUUUACUUACUGAAAGUAACAUAAGUAACUGGACUUAACAAAUGUACUUGUUACUCCACAAUGUUCAUUUAGUAAUGUUAGUUUGUAGUUACUUUGCAAAUUCAGAUUGAUUAUAGAAAAUAUAAUCACCAAAUAAAUCAUGAUGUUUUAUCUUGAUGUUUUAUCAUAGGUUAAGAUAAGAUUAUAAAAAAGGUUAUAUUGAUCUGGAGGGGGAAAUUCACAAGCUGCCAAACAAAGUCAUUAAAUUAGCUUCACCUCUACCAGCUGCAACAUUAAAGUGCUGGUUGUACUCAUUAAUGCAUCAAUGAUGAGAAUCUGUAGUGGCCUGGAAGGUAA